Messenger RNA from Poecilia latipinna (sailfin molly), 3548 nucleotides. Its product is annotated as SUMO specific peptidase 7. Gene Ontology annotation, cellular component: nucleus; cytoplasm. The record is from RefSeq and is a predicted model, not a curated record. Gene Ontology annotation, molecular function: SUMO-specific endopeptidase activity. Gene Ontology annotation, biological process: proteolysis; protein desumoylation. Lineage: Eukaryota; Metazoa; Chordata; Actinopteri; Cyprinodontiformes; Poeciliidae. The coding region runs from base 238 to 3321 and encodes 1027 amino acids. The transcript has 23 exons.
AACCUUUUCGGAAUAUUUUUCUGGGUGCACUUCCUCCUUUCACCGGAUGUUGCUGCAGGAACCAGAAACGCCUGUUGAGUGCAAGAGUCUAGCCCUUUGGAGAGGAUGAGUGCCGUCUUUUCAAGGAAGGUGCGACAGCAAAACACUGUUGAAAAGCUUUUCUCUCCAUUCUACUGAUAUAAAGAGAGGCUAUCAGAGGAGGCCCUGGCUUGCAGGUGCCUUAUGAAAUCUUGAACGAUGAUGGAGCGAAGAAGAGCCUUAACUAUUCCAUUUGUUGACAAGGAGAAGCUGAUGGAAAACCCCCUGAAAAUACCCGUGGCGUGCCUGUCAUCAGAGUGCGGAAAGUUAGAAGUGCAGGUCCCCUGGACUGCAUUUGCUGAUUGUAAUUUUAAUUCUUGUAAUUCAAGUCACAGAAAAGGGGCCAAGAUGUUCAAUCACACCGUUUUAAAAUGUUCGGACAUUCUGAGGAGGAAGCCACGUCUUAUCCUAACAGACGUCUUGAAGACAGAACCGGGUAAGGAUUAUAUAGAGAGGAUAAAAAUGAGUAGAAACAACAGACAGUGGUCCAGUCCUCGAAUGGAUAAUGGCCGACGCAAAGAGGAAGAUGUCCGCUGCAGAGAAACGAGGUCCAGUCAGACGGAUGACAAGAGCAAGAAUGUAACCGAUAAAGGCAAACGGAGGACCUCCACCUCUCAGAAACCAACAACUAGAAUCAGAAAACCACAAAACACUGAAGAGGAAGCCAACGAAGAAAACCAAGAUAUCAAAGAAGUGAUAAUCGGCAAAGUCAAUGAAAAGAAAGAUGAGACGUUUGCGGAGGUUGUAGACUGUGGGUUGUCACUGAGCUGGGAGCCAGUUGGGGAUUUAUCGGCCUCCGAGGAGAUUUCCGCAGAUUUCACGAUAGACAACUUGACUGGAUCAGAAGAUAUGCAGCACAGUUUGAAGCGUAAAAGGAAGGAUCCCGGCCUGCAGUGUAACGGGACGAGCAGCCCUAAACGUCAGUGUGACAUCGUGCUUUUUCAAACCGAAGAAGCAGGAAAAGACGGAGAACAGGUCCCGGUGUCUGUCGGUCAUUGGGAGGACAGCGAAGACGACGUAGAUCUAGAGAAUAUAGACCGUUGUAUUGUACAGUUCACUGUUGGGGGAGAUGAUGUCCCAGUCAUCCCUGAAGGCAUCAUUUUCAGCAACAAGCUAAGCUUAUUGGCCGCAACUGAGACCAGCACAUCUGAUCCCAUUGUGCUGUCCAGUGACGACGAAGAGAACAAUGACGAUUCUAAAUGUCGCAGCAAAUUGGUUGGAGAAAUGGCCUCUGAGGUCGACGCAGUCGUGUAUAGAAACUCCUCGAAGGAAGCUGCGUCCCAGCAGGAGAAAGCUUUAGACGCAGAGGACAUGCAGGUUUUGCAGCUGCUGAUUGAAGAGAAUCCACCUUCAGCACCAGGUUCUCCUGCCUGUGAGGUGGACUACUCCUCUUUGAGCGUGCCUUUUGUGUCCUUAUACUGCGGCUGUUACAAAGUAAAAUCAGCUGGAGGCCUCAUGAUUUCAAAACAUAAGGUUAUCAUGCCACUUAAAGGCACAGGUGAGCAGCUGAGUUUUGAGCGCAAAGAGCUGAGGAGGUACAGCGUCUGGGAUCAGCAGGAGCUGGAGGCUCGAGAAAUCCACUUUGGAGACGAGGAUCCUUCACCGCCUGGCGUCAUGCUGUUCUUUGUGUCGGAAGCUGCUGCUGCUGCUAUACACCAGGAACUUUAUCAAAUGUGUGUUAGUGAAGAUGGACCCAUAUACUCUGGAAAAGCCAGCCCCUUCAUCCUGCUGACUCUCAAAGAUCCUUUGGAGGGAAUGGAAGGAGCUUUGCUUCGCUCCGUGUUGGACAUCGACUGCAUCAACAGGAUGACGCACGAAAACAGCAUCGCAAACAACGGCGUCGGACUGAGCAGUUUAUUGGACAUUGAUGCUCCAGUGCUUUCCAUGGAUGAAAGUAUUAAGCUAAUGACAAGAACUGGAGUGGACUCGCAUCUGCUCUCCAUACUUGGAAUUAAGAGCUCAGACUCUGAUGUGAGCGUGGGCCUGGACAGUUCUCACUACGAGGACGAAAUCCCCACCGCCCACAUCUGGGUGGACACCAACUGUGAGAAAGACGAGGAGCAGGACCUCGACAUGGCGGCAGAAGAUGGUGAGACGGAGGCCGAACCAAAGGAGGACCAGGAGGAUGAAGAACCAAAGACUCCCUCUGAUAGCAAAAAGGAGGAAGCCAGGCCUGUGUACACAGUUUGCCAUCAUAGAAAAAAUGGAUCCUACUCUGUAUCGCUCUGUAAACCUGAUUCCAAGUGGAGUAAAUAUAAGCAUCGGGGACUGACUCAAAGGUUAAUACAGUUUCCUCCACCACCGUUGAAAGGGGGAAUAACUGUGACAUUGGAAGAUCUGCAGUGCCUUGAUAGUGGGCAGUACCUCAACGAUGUCAUCAUUGAUUUUUACCUGAAAUACCUUAUCCAGAAUGCAUCUGCUGCCAUUUCUAAGCGCUCCCACAUCUUCAGCAGCUUUUUCUACAAGCAGCUGACGCGCCGGGACAACGCCAGCGAAGGAGGCAACAACGACUUACUCGGUUGUCAGAGGCAGAGGCGGCACCAGCGAGUGAAAACGUGGACCCGGCAUGUGGACAUCUUUGACAAGGACUUCCUGUUUGUGCCUGUUAAUCAAGAAGCUCACUGGUAUUUAGUUGUUGUUUGCUUUCCUGGGCUUGAAGAAACUCAGAUGGUGGACUGGGUGGGAGAGUCGCAGGGUCAAGAUGAGGCCCAACAAUGUAAAAGCUCUAAUGAUCAUUCAGAAAUCCUGGUGAGACUAGACCCCAGUGAUGGUAUGGAAACAGAGACAGAAAACGGUCAGGAUGAAGUGGCUAAAGACCCUCCGCCUCCUUGUCCAGUUACUUGCACAGAACAUACAUGUGUGAGACGGACCGUUUGCAGAAGGCCGUGUAUUCUCAUCAUGGAUUCUCUCAAACUUUCUUCCCACGAGCGGAUCUGCAAACUCUUACGGGAGUACUUGCAGUCAGAAUUUGAGGUUCGUCGUGGAUCAUCAAGGGAGUUCGGUUUAGAUCAGAUGAAAAGCUCACAUUGUCAAGUUCCACUUCAGGAUAACAGCAGUGACUGUGGCCUUUACCUCCUUCAAUAUGUUGAGUGUUUUUUAAAGGACCCUGUGGUGCAUUUUGAUUUACCUCUGCAGCUGCAAAAAUGGUUCUCCCGCCAGGUGGUUCGGAAGAAACGGGACGAAAUCCGAAACCUGAUCCUUAACAUUUACCGGCAUCAAAACAUGGACAGUAAAAACACAUGAAGUAGCUCUGCUGCUCAGCGAAUCACAUUCCUGAAGUCAUUAUAGAGCAUUGCUCAUAAUGAGCAAAAGACAUUUUAUUUCAGUGUAAACUGGAACACGUUUCUCUGAACAUGACUCUUUGAGCCCAUGUCUUUAACCAAACCAAUAAUCAUAACUCAAAUAUUUGGUAAGUAGAAAUCAAAAAUGUUUGUUCAUCCCACCAAUUAAGGCCUAAAGAUUUGCUAACU